This is a messenger RNA of Aspergillus terreus NIH2624, 1194 nucleotides long. Its product is annotated as undecaprenyl diphosphate synthase family protein. The record is from RefSeq and is a predicted model, not a curated record. Gene Ontology annotation, molecular function: ditrans,polycis-polyprenyl diphosphate synthase [(2E,6E)-farnesyl diphosphate specific] activity. The coding region runs from base 1 to 1194 and encodes 397 amino acids. The transcript is spliced from 2 exons. Gene Ontology annotation, cellular component: endoplasmic reticulum; dehydrodolichyl diphosphate synthase complex; membrane. NCBI's taxonomy places the organism in Eukaryota, Fungi, Ascomycota, Eurotiomycetes, Eurotiales, Aspergillaceae.
AUGGCGACGUCGAUGCAUCUAAACCGGCUACGGAAAUGGUUCCUUGCGUCUCCGCCAAUCGAGUUCGCCAUUUCGAAGAUCCGGGAACUGCUGGUUGGAGCGAUUAGGCAAGGGCCUGUUCCACAACAUGUCGCUUUCGUCAUGGACGGAAACCGGAGAUUCGCAAGAACGCACGGGAUCGAGACAGUGGAAGGACAUAAUCUGGGGUUUGAGGCGUUGGCUAGGAUUCUCGAAGUCUGUUACCGCAGCGGAGUGAAAGUCGUCACGAUCUACGCCUUCAGUAUUGAGAAUUUCAAGCGCUCAAAGUUCGAGGUAGACGCCUUGAUGGAGAUGGCGAGAGUCAAGCUUUCCCAGAUGGCGCAACACGGAGAGAUCCUCGACCGGUAUGGUGCGAAGGUGCGUGUGCUGGGUCGGUUGGAUUUGCUCCGGCCCGAUGUUCUCGCUGCGGUGAAUCGCGCCAUGGACAUGACUAGUAACAACGGCGACUGCGUCCUGAACAUCUGUUUCCCGUACACUUCCCGCGACGAAAUCACCGGUGCCAUUCGCGAUACCGUCACCGAAUACAGCAAGCCUCUACGGUCAGCGGGCUCGCCGUCAGCCGGCCAGCGGACACCGUUCUCCGAAACCCACAUUGCGCUGAACAUCCGCGCGCAGAACCUGAACUCCAAAGGCGAAGAAAUGAAUAGUGAUGUUGAGUCUGCAUCGGAAUCCUCGAUACAGAGCGACGAUGGAGCUGCCCGACAGGAUCCCGCUAAAAUCUACGAGUCCGGCUCGUCCUUCUCUUCGUCUACGACGCUACACCUCGGUGGAAACCAUGACGGAUCGACCUUGAAAGCCGUGACCGCCGGCAAAGGUGGAGACACGGAACGACCCGUGUUCAUGUCGCCAGAGACCAUUACUCGACAGACGCUGACGUCGCACCUCCUCACCAAAGACAAUCCCCCGCUUGACUUGCUGGUCCGUACAUCCGGGGUGGAGCGUCUGAGUGAUUUUAUGCUCUGGCAGUGUCACGAGGAUACGGAGAUUGUUUUCCUCGAUGUCUUGUGGCCUGAGUUCGACCUGUGGCAUUUCCUGCCGGUCCUGUUGGGGUGGCAGCGGCGUGUGUCGAAGAUGCGGAAGAACCCCGAAGCGGAAGGGAACUUUGACGGCGACGUGCCAGAGACGUCAGAGGAGGAGACGGAUAAGAGCCGUUGA